CCCUUCUUCCCUUUAAACCCCUACCCUCCCUUUCCGCCGCUUUGCUGCUACCUAUCCCCUUCCCUCCCCUCCCCACGCCGCACGGCCCCGCCAGUCCUCGCUUCCACGCUCCUAGGGUUUUUAGCCGCCGCCGCGCCUCCCCGAGCAUGUCGGCGCCGCCCUCUCUCAAGUCCCCGGCCACCGCCGCCUUCCUCGCCUCCCCAUGCUUGGCCGUCGCCCCGAGAGCCGCCGUGCUCGGCGCCACUGCGCAGCCGCCGCGACGCCUAAGCUGCUCUGCAGCCGUUGGAGCCGAAGCCAGGGAUCUCGAGAUGAGUGCUCCCCUGGACUGGGCGGCGAGGUCGGUGGGGGAGCUGGAGCAAGCGACAGACCUGGACACUUUCUGUAUGAUGGCGCUAUCACCUCUGGACGGCCGAUACUUCAGAUUUAUUAAGGACUUGAUGCCCUUCUUCAGUGAGUUCGGCCUCAUCAGAUACCGCGUCUUAGUCGAGGUCAGAUGGUUGCUGAAGCUUUCUCAAAUUCCUGAGGUCAAGGAGGUGCCGCCGUUUAGUGAGGAGGCCCAACUAUUUCUGGAUGCAAUCAUCCAAGAUUUUAGCAUCAAUGAUGCUAAAGAGGUGAAACAAAUUGAGAAAAUAACUAACCACGAUGUGAAGGCUGUUGAGUACUAUCUGAAGCAGAAAUGCAGCUCAAAUCCAGAGGUUGCAAAGGUUUUGGAAUUCUUCCAUUUUGGAUGCACUUCUGAAGAUAUCAACAACUUGUCACAUGCAUUAGCUCUAAAAGAGGGGGUAAACACAAUUAUGUUCCCUGUGAUGAUCGAUGUAUGCAGUGCAAUAUGUUCCUUGGCAACGGAAAAUGCACACGUCCCUUUGCUGUCUAAAACUCACGGACAGCCGGCAUCACCAACAACUCUGGGAAAAGAGAUGGCAAAUUUUGCAGCCAGAUUAUCUGAUAUCGGGAAGAGUUUUUCUGAGGUUAAGAUACUAGGGAAAUUUGCUGGCGCUGUUGGAAAUUACAAUGCUGAUGUAGUUGCAUAUCCGGAAAUUGACUGGCCUAAGAUGACAGAAGAGUUUGUCAGGUCCUUAGGUUUGGAGUUCAAUCCUUACGUUACUCAGAUUGAACCUCAUGACUAUAUCUCAAAGCUCUUCAAUCUAUUUGUCCAGUUUAACAUUGUCUUGACUGAUUUUGACAGAGACAUGUGGUCUUACAUAUCAGCAGGCUACUUCAAGCAGAUACCAAAGGCUGGUGAAGUUGGAUCCUCCACCAUGCCUCACAAAAUCAAUCCCAUCAACUUUGAAAAUAGUGAAGGCAAUCUUAGCGUGUCGAAUGGUCUUUUAUGUACUUUAAGUAUGAAGCUACCAAUAUCAAGGUUGCAGCGUGAUCUCACAGAUUCAACUGUUUUGAGAAACUUGGGUGUUGGAUUAGGGCAUUCACUCUUGGCUUACAAAGCAACAAUGCAGGGAAUCAAGAAGCUAGAGGUGAACAAAGUCCGUUUGGAUGAGGACUUGGAGCAAACAUGGGAAGUCCUUGCAGAGCCAAUACAGACUGUGAUGCGAAGGUAUGGGAUCCCCGAACCCUUUGAGAAACUGAAGGAAAUGACUAGAGGCCAGGCUGUAACCAAAGACAGCAUACGCAAGUUCAUUGAAGGUCUUGACCUGCCGGAGGAUGCGCAGUCAAGUCUUUUGAAGUUAACACCACACUCUUACACUGGAGAGGCGGAGAAUCUGGCUGCAAAUAUUUGGAAUGUGGUUGACCUGAAAUCUGGAUUUAAGAUCAAGUGAGCUUCUACCCUGGCCCUGGGUAAUCUGCCCACUUUUUUGACGAUGACAGCGACAAUAACAUCGAAAGCUUCAAGGGGAACAUCACAUGGUAGCUUAGCGUUCAAAGAUUGUUUGUCACGCUAAUUUAUCUGGUUCUCACUGAAAAAGCUUGUGGUGCGUGUGGCAUGCGGCCCACGGAAUUGUACCAUCACUAUUCGUUCUGCCGUGUGGACUUCCACUUACGUGGCUGCUUGGUGGAUUGAUAGCCGCACAUGAGCAAAUUGUUUCAUCCCACAAGCGCCCCACAGUAAAAAGGAGAGAAACCUUUUGGGAUCGGUGGAGAA
This is a messenger RNA of Triticum aestivum (bread wheat), 2098 nucleotides long. RefSeq names its product adenylosuccinate lyase. The record is from RefSeq and is a predicted model, not a curated record. NCBI's taxonomy places the organism in Eukaryota, Viridiplantae, Streptophyta, Magnoliopsida, Poales, Poaceae. Bases 147 to 1775 code for a protein of 542 amino acids. Gene Ontology annotation, molecular function: N6-(1,2-dicarboxyethyl)AMP AMP-lyase (fumarate-forming) activity. Gene Ontology annotation, biological process: IMP biosynthetic process. The transcript has 10 exons.